This is a messenger RNA of Letharia columbiana, 705 nucleotides long. RefSeq lists its product as uncharacterized. Bases 1 to 705 code for a protein of 234 amino acids. The record is from RefSeq and is a predicted model, not a curated record. Gene Ontology annotation, molecular function: DNA-binding transcription factor activity, RNA polymerase II-specific; RNA polymerase II cis-regulatory region sequence-specific DNA binding. The transcript has 2 exons. Gene Ontology annotation, biological process: regulation of transcription by RNA polymerase II. NCBI's taxonomy places the organism in Eukaryota, Fungi, Ascomycota, Lecanoromycetes, Lecanorales, Parmeliaceae.
AUGAGCCCAUCACCACCACCACAAGCGUCUCGGACAUCGCCUAUCAACGCUCAAUCAGCAACCUCCUCCCCUCCCACGUCACCGUCGAAUCCAUUCAAUGGCGGCUCCACACAUGCUCCACAUACUCUCACAGGGCCCAUGAGCGGACCGAUCGAGAAUAACUCAAACAAUCCAACGGAUUCGGUCAGCAAACAAGAACAUGAUCUUUCGUACAUAUCAGAAAAAUAUCUUCAGGAAGCAAUAAAGGCUGGCUACUAUCGCGGCCGCGCACCACAUCUGGAGCAACAGAUGUAUGGGAAUCCGCAACCAGCACAGCUUAGUGAGAAACCCUUCAAAUGCGAUCAGUGUCCCCAAAGUUUCAAGCACAAUCGUGACCUGGAAAGGCAUCAGAGAACACACCUUAAGAGACCAUUCGAGUGCGAUCAGUGUUUCCGAAGUUACAAGCGAAAUCAUGAUCUGAGAAGGCAUCAGAGAACACAUCUUGAGAGACCUGAGAGACCCUUCAAGUGCGAUCAGUGUGCCCAGAGUUUCAAGCGGAAUCAUGACCUGAAAAGGCAUCAGAGAACGCAUCUUAAGGUGGAUCUCUUCACUUGCCCGGUCUGUGAGAAGAGCUUCUCGAGGAAAGAUGUUCUCCAGAGACACCUCCGUGACAUAGACUGCGACAAGUCGACAGCUUCAUCUGAAACAGCCACCGAGUGGACAUAG